Balaenoptera ricei (Rice's whale) is the source of this 3251-nucleotide messenger RNA. It is a transcript of the gene SPINK5, whose product is annotated as serine peptidase inhibitor Kazal type 5. Gene Ontology annotation, molecular function: protein binding. NCBI's taxonomy places the organism in Eukaryota, Metazoa, Chordata, Mammalia, Artiodactyla, Balaenopteridae. The record is from RefSeq and is a predicted model, not a curated record.
CUUACAUCAUCUUCAACAUGAAGAUAGCUACAGUGCCAAUGCUUCUGACCCUGGCUCUUUGCCUCAUACAAGAUGCUGCCAGUGAAGGUGAAAAUCAGGAAACAUGCAAUGAAUAUAGGGCACUGAUGAAAAAUGGAAAACUGUUCUGUUCCCAAGAUAAAAACCUUUUUCAAAGCCCUGAUGGAAUAGUGUUCAUCAACAAAUGUGCCACAUGCAAAAUGAUAUUAGAAAAAGAAGCAAAAUCCCAGAGAAGGGCCAGGCAUUUAGCAAGAGCCACCAGGGCUACUGCCCCAGCAAAGUUGAAUUGCAAUGAUUUCAAGCCAGGAAAAAGGGAUGAGCAUUUUCUAUGUACCCUUGAUUAUACACCUGUUUGUGGCACAGAUGGGAAAACAUACAGCAACAGAUGUGCACUAUGUGCUAGGAACGCUAAAACCAGAUCUCAAGUUGGCAUAAAAAGUGAAGGAGAAUGUAAGAACAGUAAUCCAGAGCAGGAUCUAUGUAGUGAUUUUCGGCCUUAUGCGAAGAAUGGAAGACUUGGAUGCACAAAGGAAAAUGAACCAGUUCUUGGUCCUGAUGGAAGGACACACAACAAUAAGUGUGUGAUGUGUGCUGAGCUAUUCUUAAAAGAAGCUGAAGAAAAUGCCAAGCGAGGUGAAACCAGAAUUCGACGAAGUGCUGAAAAGAAUUUCUGCAAGGAAUAUGAAAACCACGUGAGGAAUGGAAAACUUUUUUGUACACGGGAGAGAGAGCCAGUCCGUGGCCCUGACGGCAGGAUGCAUGGCAACAAAUGUGCCCUGUGUGCUGAAAUUCUCAAACAGCGUUUUUCAGAAGAAGAAAAUAAAGCAGAUGAACACCUGAGAAAGGCUAAAGAAAAAGUUAAAAGAGAAACUGAGAAACUCUGCAGUGAAUAUCAGGAUCAUGCAAAGAAUGGAAUACCUUUCUGUACCACAGAAAAUGACCCUAUUCGUGGCCCAGAUGGGAAAAUGCAUGGCAACUUGUGUUCCAUGUGUCAAGACUUCUACCAAGCAGAAGCUGAAGAAAAGAAAAAGGCUGAAGCAAAAGCAAGAAGUAAAAGAGAACCUGGAAAAGCACGCUCAUAUGCAAAGCUGUGCAGUGAAUACCGCAAGUUUGUGAGAAAUGGAAAACUCUUUUGCACCAGAGAGAAUGACCCCAUCCAGGGCCCAGAUGGGAAGAUACAUGGCAACACCUGCUCCAUGUGUGCGGCUUUCUUCCAAGCAGAAGAAAAAGAAAAGAAAAAGAAGGAAGGUGAAUCUAAAAAUAAAAGGCAAUCUGAGAAUACAUCUUCCUUUGAGGAGAUGUGCAGGAUAUACCGCAAAUCCAGGAAGAAUGGACAGCUUUUUUGCACUAGAGAGAAUGACCCCAUCCAGGGCCCAGAUGGGAAGAUGCAUGGCAACAUCUGCUUCAUGUGUGAGGCUCUCUUUCAACAAGAAGAAAGAGCAAGAGCAAAGGCUAAAAGAGAAACUGCAAAGGAGCUGUGCAGUGAAUACCGUAACUAUGUGAGGAACGGACAUCUUCCCUGCACCAGAGAGAAUGACCCCAUCCAGGGCCCAGAUGGGAAAAUCCAUGGCAACACCUGCUCCAUGUGUGAGGCCUUCUUCCAGCAAGAAGCAAAAGAAAAAGAAGCUGAAUCCAGAAGAGCUAAGAGAGAAGCUGAAAAGGAUACAUGCAGUGAAUUUCGGAGCCUUCUGAAAAAUGGAAGUCUUUUCUGCACUCGAGAAAAUGAUCCUGUGCGUGGCCCAGAUGGCAAGACCCAUGGCAACAAGUGCUCCAUGUGCAAAGAAGUCCUCCAGAAAGAAGAUGAAGAAAGAAAGAGAAAAGAAAAGAAACAUCAGAGAAACACUGCAGAGCAUGGUUCCAAACAUUUCGCAAAAGGGAAAGCUCAGGACCAAUGUGCUGAGUAUUGGGAACAAAUGAAAAAUGGAAAACUCAGCUGUACUCGGGAGCGUGAUCCUGUACGCGAUGAAAAUGGCAAACCAUACAACAAUAAGUGUACCAUGUGUAAAGAGAAACUGCAAAGAGAAGCAGAGGAAAAAAAUAAGACUUCUGGCUACAGAUCAAAUGGGAAUGAAUCAGCAUUAGGAAAGGAUAUAUGUGAUGAGUUUAGAAGUCAAAUGAAAAAUGGACAACUUACUUGCACCCGAGAAAGUGACCCUGUCCAGGGUCCAGAUGGCAAGACAUAUAGCAACAAGUGUGCUAUGUGUAAGGAAAAACUGGGAAGGGAAGCAGCCGAAAGAAAAACGAAAGCGCAGGUCUACGUGAGAAACACAGCCGAAAAGAACAAUGGAAAAGAGGAUCAGUGUCGUGAAUUCUGGAACAUGGUGAGAGACGGAAAGCUUAUCUGCAACAGAAAAAUCGACCCGGUUCAAGAUCCAUAUGGCAAGAUGCACAUCAACAAGUGUGCUAUGUGUCAGAGCAUCUUUGAGCAAGAAGCUAGUGAAAGAGAAAAGAAUAAAGAAGAAAAAUCAAGUGUCAAGCCCUCAAAUGAUGUAAAGGACCAGUGCAGAGAGGCGGAGGAUGGAAAGUUUAGACAGUCUGGGCGUAUCUUGGCCUCCAUUGCCGGGAUAAGUGUAGAUGAGUGCUGUAACUUUCGGGAGUAUGUGAGGAAUGACGAGCUCAUGCGUACUCGAGAGAAUGACCCUGUGCGUGGUACUGAUGGAAAGUUAUAUAAAAGCAAGUGCUGCAUGUGCAGAAUUAUCCUUCAAAAAGAAGCUUUGGAAAGGACAAGAAUUCGAGAAAAGCCAUCCCACGUUAGAUCUUCUGAAGAGGAAGACAGCCCAGAUUCCUCCAUUUCUUCUCUGAACUCUGAGAUGUGCAGACCGUACCGAGUAUUACCCAGGAUGGGUUACCUUUGUCCAAAGAAUUUACAGCCUGUCUGUGGUGAUGAUGGCCAGACAUACAACAAUCCUUGCAGGCUCUGUCACGAAAAUCUAAUACGCCAAACUAAUACACGCAUACGCAGUGAAGGAAGGUGUGAGGAGAAGAGCAACCCAGAAACAACAGCUCUCAGAGUGCCAGCAUCUGUCAAAUGAUGAAAGAGUUGGUGAAAGCCAUGAGGGAAAAUGUGUAUCCCAAUUCUGAAUCGCCUACCUUCACCAUCUGUAUAUACAAAGAAUUCUUCAGAGCUCAUCUUAUUUACUAUAGAAAACAAUACAGAACUGUUGGGGGAAUGGACUCACUGACUUUCAGUCUUUUCCAUCUCUUUCCUCCUAGAUUCUGUGAUCUGAGGGCAC